ACCAAAGGCCGCUUCCCCAGAGAUGGGCUGGGAGCCCAACCUUCCUGCUGGAGCUCAGGCAGCCUCUUUUAGGGGUGGGGGCUGGGAGCCAGGCAGAAAGAAGCUGCCUGCCGAAGACUCCAGCGCCCCGGGAGACUAAAUGAUCACUGUCCCCAGUGGAAAUGGGGAAGAAGUUGGUGAUGGCCCAGAAGCGGGGAGAGACUCGGGCCCUCUGCCUGGGUGUGGCCAUGGUGGUGUGCGCCGUCAUCACCUACUAUAUCCUGAGCACCACCGUGCUGCCCCUCUACCUGAAAAGCGUGUGGAACCAGGAAUCCACGUGCCACCUGAUUGAGACCAACAUCAGGGACCAGGAGGAGCUGGAGGGCAAGAAGGUGCCCCAGUACCCAUGUCUGUGGGUCAACGUGUCAGCAGUGGGCCGGUGGGCGGUGCUAUACCACACAGAGGACACACGGGACCAGAACCAGCAGCCCUCGGCUCUGAGCGCAAGGCAGCAGGAAUGUCCAACCCCAUGGGUGCUGUUGCUUCUCCCCUCCAGUGCUCCUACAUCCCGGGCAGCCUGGACAACUACCAGCGGGCCCGGGCUGAUGUGGAGAAGGUCAGAACCAAAUUCCACGAGCACCGGGUUUUCUACUGCUUCUCCACGAGUCAGGAAAAUGAGACCAGCGUCCUGUACCAGCGCCUCUAUGGACCCCGGAACCUCCUCUUCUUCCUCUUCUGGCCCACCUUCCUGCUGACCAGUGGCCUCCUCAUUAUCGCCAUGGUGAAGAUCAACCAGUCCCUCUCCAUCCUGGCAGCCCAGAAAUAGACCCAUCCAUGCCACAACACUGCUCAGGCUGCAGGGGACCUGGUGGGCCCCAGGCUGCACCCACUUGGGUACCCAUUCCUCCUCCCCCUGCCUCCCCACUGUUUCCCUGCAAUCCACUGCAUGGGGCCUUUGGGCAAUCUCUUUGUUAAGUCAAUUCCUGCUCAAGAAUGUACAGUGGCUCCUUAGUGCCUUGGAGGGCACAAGGCCAGCCAGUUAUAGCUCUCCAUUACCUGUCCCUACUCAACUGACUCAAACCCAGAUCUACUGUGCCACCCACCACCCCGCAGACAAUAAUGAGUCUUCCCUCUGGGCCUGUGUUCUCGUGUUUGGCUUGAAGGCCUGCCUGUCCUGCCCAGGAAGCCACCCUGGGCAAAGCUCAGUUCCUUCUUUGAAUUCCAUAAUGAAAACAACAGCGGCUCCCAUGUGUAGGGCGCAUUUAGAGUGUCGCUUGUUUUCAGGACACCAAGUGCCUAUAUGUAGUUUUUUUCCAAUAUUAAUAAAUAUGGGUAUAAGCUUUUAGUUAUAAAAUAAGUAAGUCAUGUGAUAUAAUUGGAUGCGAUACAACAUAGUGACUUCAGUUAAUAAUACUGUAGUGUGUAUUUCAAAGUUGCUAAAAGAGUAGAUCAUAGAAGUCCUCAUCACAAGAAAAUAAAGUAUUACUAUAAAAGGUGAUGGAUGUUAACUAGACCCAUGUGGUGAUCAUUUUGGAGUAUACACAAAUACUGAAUUUUUAUGUUGUACACCUGAAACUAAUAUAAUGUCGUGUGUCAAUUAUACCUCAGUAAGAAAACAAAUAUAUAAAAAUGUUAUGUGUCAAAACAUACCUUUAUAAGAAAACAAAUACAUAAAAAUACAAUGAGGCAAUAAGAAAACUAUUAAAAAUCAUAAAAAUAUUAACAGUAGGAUGAUGGUUAAUUUUAAUUUUCUUCCUCACCCUUCUUUUUAUUUUUGAUACUUUUCUAAAUUUCAACAGUAAGAAGGUUUGGUUUUGCUGUUUGUUUUUAUGAUUAAAAGCAACAUCAGAUACUAUUUUGUAGAGUUUGAAAGGGUGAGUCCUCCACCUGGGCUGGAGAGGGUGCUGAGCUCCAACCAGAGACAGGGUUUUGGGAAAACACAAUUUUAAGAAUUGUCUAUGGAGACAAGGUGACCACAUAGGUGGAGAUUCGUAAUUUACAGUGCAGGUAUUUACAAGGCACUGGCCCUGCAGGGAGCCGGUCUCUGACUUUAAAAGGGCAUAACUGGAGGAAGCUGUCAUCUCUAUCAUUAAUACUCCAAGAAGUGUCCCUCGCUGUUCUCAGAGGAGUGUGGUGGGGUGGGAAGGGGCCCGACGAGGGGGCUGUAGCAAUGCUGAGGGGAUUCUGACAUGGACUCAAGCCUGAGAACCACAGGUAGGGAGACCCAGUGCCCUGCUCCGGCAUUUUGGAAUGGGUAAGUGACUCCUUGGCAGGGCAAGUCCUGAGCUGGAUCAGAAGGAAGGCUGGUGUCUCUGAAGUUCCUUUUGGAGCUGUGCUUCUAGGCACAGCCCCUGGAUGUAGGUUCUGUCUCUGCUUCUGCCAGAUUUAAUCUCUGAUCCUCAGUUGUUUCAUCUACAAAAGAUAGAUUCCUCCUGUGGGUGGUUGGGGGUGCUGAACGGAAGUAGUACGCAAAAUGGAAGCUGUUGUUAAUAACAACAAUAAGUAAUGAAUACACAGAGACUUCCAGAAGAAAUUAUACCAACAAUAAUAUUAACCAGCAUUUAUUUGUACUUGUGUAGUAUAUGCCUGGCUCUGUGAUAAGCCAUUUUGCCUCACAAAAAUUCAGGUACUACUGAACUCAUCUUGUAGAGGAGAAGCAACACAGAACAGUGUUUAUGUAUGUAGACUUGCCAUGUGGACUGCCUGCGUUCAAAUACCCAAACCUGCCAUUCACUAACUGGGUGACUUUGGACAAACACCCUCUUGGUGACUCAAUUUUCUCAUUUGCAAAAUAGGAACUAAUAAUAUUAUUUUCUUUUUAGGGUUGUUAUUAAAUGACUUAUUACGUAAGGUUCCUAGAAUAGUAGCUGACACGUGGUAAGUACUCUAUCAACAUUAUGAAAAACUGAGCCUCUAAGAGGUCAUUGGUCAGGGUCAUCCUAUAUGGAGCUAGGAAUCAAGCCCCGGACUAUGUGAUUCCAGAGCUUGGCCUGUCAACCACAGUACUCAAACAGACUCAGCUGCAGAGCUGAGGGCCCCAGACACCCAAAGGCCCAGGGGUCAGGUGGGGAACAGCAUUGCACCCCUGGAGCCCAAUGGUGCCCUAGUGUAAGUCAGGGGUCAGAGAGGGGAGCAGCUGGAACAAGCACCAACAUCUCUCACUUCCAGCCAGGGAGCUCUGGUGCAUCCCCUGCUCCCUUCCUCCCCCACGUCAUUUGAGCACAUUCCCUCCAAGGGGAGGUGGCACACUGUUCCCCAGAGUUUCUCCCUUCUGAGACCAGGGAAGCCUCAGGAGUCCCCUGAGUGUUCUAAGAAUGUCUCAGUGGUGAUGUUGUACUACAGUUUGGUAAGAUAUUAUCAGUAGGGGAAAUUAGGCAAAGGGAACAUGGGGGUCUCUCUGUAUUAUUUCUUACAACUGUGUGGGAAUUUGCAGUUAUCUAAAAAGAUUAAGUUUAAUUUUAAAAAAAAGAAGAAAAAAUAUCCCACCGUGAGUCUCACUUGAAGGGGCUCCUUUGCAUCUGGUUUCUAUGCACCUGCAUUUGGGCUUAAAAUACCCAAAAACUCAGAAUACCCAACGAGCCUCUGAAGGUGGAAAGGCCAUGUCUCU
Messenger RNA from Manis pentadactyla (Chinese pangolin), 3586 nucleotides. It is a transcript of the gene KCNMB1, whose product is annotated as potassium calcium-activated channel subfamily M regulatory beta subunit 1. The transcript is spliced from 4 exons. Gene Ontology annotation, cellular component: voltage-gated potassium channel complex; membrane. Gene Ontology annotation, molecular function: potassium channel regulator activity; calcium-activated potassium channel activity. NCBI's taxonomy places the organism in Eukaryota, Metazoa, Chordata, Mammalia, Pholidota, Manidae. The coding region runs from base 162 to 734 and encodes 190 amino acids. The record is from RefSeq and is a predicted model, not a curated record. Gene Ontology annotation, biological process: potassium ion transport; detection of calcium ion.